Molecule: messenger RNA, 1398 nt
Organism: Naegleria fowleri
Lineage: Eukaryota; Heterolobosea; Eutetramitea; Acrasida; Naegleriidae
Exons: 2
Coding region: 1-1398 (465 amino acids)
Biological process (GO): microtubule cytoskeleton organization; mitotic cell cycle
Cellular component (GO): microtubule; cytoplasm
Molecular function (GO): structural constituent of cytoskeleton; GTP binding
Source: RefSeq, a predicted model, not a curated record
AUGCCUCGAGAGAUUAUUACACUACAAAUUGGACAAUGUGGUAAUCAAAUCGGAGGUCGUAUGUGGGAUUUGAUUUUGAGGGAACAUGCUGCUCAUUUUCAAAGCAAGAAAAAUCAAAGUCCUGAUUUGUUGUAUGAUGAUCCACUUUCGACUUUUUUCAAAUGGGAUUAUGUUGGAAAAGUAAAAUCAAAUUUGAGUUCACAUUUACCUGAUAUUCGGGCAAGAGCUGUUCUUGUAGAUAUGGAGGAAGGAGUGUUGCACAGUUUGUUAAAAUCGGAAAUUGGAGGUCUUUUUAAUAAGGACCAACAAUUUAUAAGUGAUGUGAGUGGAGCUGGAAACAAUUGGGCUCAUGGUCAUGAAGUGUAUGGUCCACAGUAUCAUGAUGAAGUGUUGGAUAAGGUACGAAGAGAAGCAGAAGAAUGUGAUUCUUUGCAGAGUUUCUUCUUAUUACAUUCUCUUGGAGGAGGCACAGGAUCUGGUUUGGGAUCCUAUAUUGUCAAAGUUUUGCAUGAUGAAUUUCCAGAAAUAUAUACAUUCACAACAUGUGUGUUUCCAUCAAAAGAUGACGACGUUGUCACAUCUCCAUAUAAUUCAAUUUUGUCGUUGAAUGAAUUAACUCAACAUUCCGAUUGCGUUCUUCCACUUGAAAAUCAAGCAUUGUACGAUAUGUGUCAACUUGUAAACUCUUUAGAGAAAAAGAAGGAUGUUGUAAGAUCUAUAUCUGGAGAGGACUCAAAGCCAUUCGAUCAAAUGAACGAUAUUGCUGCCAGUAUUCUCACAAAUUUGACAAGCUCCAUGCGGUUUGAGGGUUCGUUGAACGUUGACUUGAACGAAAUCACAAUGAAUCUUGUGCCAUAUCCAAAAUUGAAGUUUCUUCUCAGCAGUUUAUCUCCAUUUGUUGUCCCUAAAGAUGUGCAUUUACCUCCAAGAAGAAUGGACCAGAUGUUUAAAGAUGUACUAUCAAGAGAUUAUCAGUUGUUAAAGUGCGAUCCAAUUCAUCACAAAUAUUUGUCGUGUGGUUUGAUUUUAAGAGGACAACAAGCAAACAUUUCUGAUAUCAAUAGAAAUAUUGCCAAAAUGAAAUCUAGCAUGGAUAUGAUAUAUUGGAAUCAAGAAGGUUUCAAAGUUGGACUUUGUCAUGUUGCUCCUCAUAAUCAACCAUAUUCAUUGCUCUGUCUUGCCAAUAAUUGUUGCAUUGGUGCAGUGUUUGAUGAGAUGGAGGCACGAUGCAAGAAAUUAUUUAGAAAAAAUUUCUAUUUGCAUCAUUACACACAAUAUAUGGAAAAAUCAGCCAUUAGUGAAGCCUUAGAGAAUGCAAGAAGCUUGGUGGAGGAAUAUACAACACUCCAAAAUAAGACUGAAGAAGUUCAAAUUCCUAGAUUCAUUCCUGAAUUUUAG